CGUCGUGCCAAUUAUUUUUUCAUGUAGAAGUAUAAAAUUAUAGAUAUUUUUGAUCGCCUUCAAUUUAAUUUGUUUAAAUCGAGUGAAAAGACAAUCAUGACUCGGGCCCUCGAGUUAAUUCUUAUUUGCCUGUUUUUAUGUACUCAAACUUUCUCGAUGUCGGAAGUUGCGUCGGAGGAAGUAAUAGAAAAUGACGAAGAAGUGAAAAAAAUGUGGUUAGACACUUUAGAGAACGUCAGAUAUUUCACCAGAUUCGUGGCAAAAUUCUUAAAACCCAGACUAAAAAGAUUAGAAAAAGAAGUAAAUAUUACGCAAGAAUGUAAAGAAUCUUUUAAACAGUUUCUGUACGAUCUACAAAAUAAUAAAGUUUGGGCUUUUAAAAUGUUUGAUUCGUGGGGUAAAAUUACACCGGGAAGUAUGAUAGGAAGUUUAACGGAUUAUGGAUCGUAUUACGAAUGUAAAAAUGCUGUUCACGAUACAAAGGAGGCUUUUAGCACAGACUGGAAGAACUUUUCUCCCCGUUAUUGCAUUCUCGAUUAUCGUUUACCUCCACCUUCAGUAGCAAAAGAUAUUUCACCUUUCCAUACAGUUCCCGAUUUUCUUAAUCUUACCGACAAAGAUUCCGUACAGAGUUUUUUGGCCAAUAAAUCUCACCUUUUUACCGAACAUACUUUUAGAAAUGGAAUAUGUGUUCCCUCUUCUUGCAGUUCUGAAGAUAUUCAAAUAGUGUUCAAAAAAUUUUUGAAUAAAAUUGGAAUUGAAGGAAUCGUAAAAGUUAGCCAUUGUGACAGCGAUGCUUCAGUUGCUUUGAGUACAGAACAGAAAGUUGUAAUCAUUUUCAUCUCGAGUUUAAUUUUGCUAUCGAUAAUUGGCACAAUUAUGGAUCUGUUACAAAGACGUGCAAGUAAUUAUGACGUUGAGAAACAGAAUUCUAGUUUGACGAAAAAAAUGUUUUUAUCCUUCUCGUUGUAUACCAAUGCGCAGAAACUAUUUUCUAGCAAGAAAUCUUCUGAUACGUUAACGAUUCUCCAUGGUUUAAGAGUCAUUUCUAUAUCGUGGAUUAUUUAUUCCCAUUCUCAUUUGUAUGUAGACACGCAGUCUAUAGCUGGUAUACUCAUUUAUAAAGAAUUCUUUAAAGAAUAUUUUUAUCAAUUUGUCGCCAAUGGGACACUUUCGGUGGAUACAUUUUUCUUUAUCAGUGGUUUAUUAGUGUCUUAUAACACAAUAACUCUUGUUAAAAAACACAAAAAGAAGUUUAAUAUUCCUGUGUUCAUCAUCUAUCGAUUUUUCAGAUUGACACCGACGUACGCGGUGGUUAUUGGAAUUUUAUUCGUUUUACCAUUGUUGGGUGAUGGACCUGUCUGGAACUUAACUCUUGAUCCGGAAGUUGAAAAAUGCCGUAAAGGAUGGUGGAGAAAUUUAUUAUUUAUUAAUAACUUUAUCGAAAGUCAUAACGGGUGUCUAGAUCACAGUUGGUACUUAGCAACGGAUACACAACUUUACAUGGCAUCAUUAAUAGUAGUAAUACCGCUCAUUAGGUGGUCUACUCUUGGACUUAUAAUUAAUUUCACAUUAUUGAUUCUAUCAAUGAUAGUAACUGCGUUUAUAACUUACUACAUGAAAUUGCCACCAACUGCAUUAGCUUCGGCGUAUCUAAAUCCUAGUGAUCGAUUCCUCGAUUGGUCAAAAGUAUAUUAUAAACCAUAUCCCCACGCUGGAGCAUUUUGCAUUGGAUUAGCAACUGGUUAUUUACUAGUCAAGAAGCCUCAAUUAAAAUUAAGUAAAUGGAUUCUAGUCUUAGGAUGGAUUUGCACUUGUGUCUGUAGUGGCGCAGUAUUGUUUUCUGCCAGAGAUUGGAACGUAGGUCAUAAACCAUCACCGUGGAUCUCGGCUCUUUAUGCAUCUACGAAUCGAACUGUGUGGUCUCUCUGCGUGUCUUGGGUUGUAAUAACGUCUGUGUACGGUUACGGAGGGAUCGUAAGUAAAUUUCUUAGUUGUAAAUUGUUUGCGCCUUUUAGUAGAGUUUGUUAUUGCACUUAUCUUAUUCACCCGUUAAUAUUAUGGGUAUACAACGCUCAAAGACGAGAUACAAUUUAUCCAACUUACUUUAUUUGGAUGUAUAUGAUAAUAGGCCAUAUUGUUUUAUCCUUUGUUUGUGCAUUUGUGAUUUCUCUCGUAACCGAAUCUCCAUUUCUCGCUUUACAAUCAAUUAUUUUUGGAAGAAAUAGAAAAAAGUCUGCUUCAAAUGAAUUUAUUUCUCAGAAGAACGAUAUAAUCGUCAAAGAAUACAAUAAUACGCAUGUUAAUAUUGUUUGCAGUUCUACUCUUAGUUUGCCACAGGAUAAGGAUUAAACGAAAUAUAUUUAUCGUCUAUAAAAAUCAUAUUCGACAAAAGAUAUCAAUUUUUAUUGCUAUAUAAACGACGAUAUCACAUAUUAAACUAUAAA
This is a messenger RNA of Centruroides sculpturatus (bark scorpion), 2447 nucleotides long. Its product is annotated as nose resistant to fluoxetine protein 6-like. The coding region runs from base 97 to 2352 and encodes 751 amino acids. The transcript has 16 exons. NCBI's taxonomy places the organism in Eukaryota, Metazoa, Arthropoda, Arachnida, Scorpiones, Buthidae. The record is from RefSeq and is a predicted model, not a curated record. Gene Ontology annotation, molecular function: acyltransferase activity, transferring groups other than amino-acyl groups.